Messenger RNA from Topomyia yanbarensis, 1731 nucleotides. Its product is annotated as methyltransferase-like protein 25B. The coding region runs from base 22 to 1389 and encodes 455 amino acids. Lineage: Eukaryota; Metazoa; Arthropoda; Insecta; Diptera; Culicidae. The record is from RefSeq and is a predicted model, not a curated record. The transcript has 3 exons.
ACCAUUUGGGUAAAGGACACAAUGAACUGCAAUGAAUUGCUCGUUGCAAAUUUGCAGGAUAAAAUUCAACAGUCCUUCGAGUUGUUAAGCAGCUAUGAUUGGUUAAUUAAUUCCUACGUUCUUGAUUUUUACGUGGAUAAUCACUGGGAACGUCUUCCACCGUGCUGGAAAUCAUGCUUUGAACGUCUAGAAAUUGGUAAGUUAAAGGACUUGCUUUUGGUGGACAGCAGAACAGAAAACCGAAACGUGUGGCCUUUAUCGAUUUGCGCUCUUCGUGUGUUCUUCCGACAAUUCUGCCUGUCUCGGAAACUGGAACUGCACCCGAAAGAUUCAGGGAAACGCACUAGACUGCACGAACAUUACCAGAAACUAUUCCACAAGUCCGUCAAAUUAAAGAAACGACACGAGAUUGAAAAGUUCUGCGAUGACUGCCAACGAACAGGGAAAGAAGCAGAAGUGGAGUACCUGGUGGAUGUUGGUUCUGGUCAGGGAAAUCUAGCUCGAACCUUAGCUUACGGAUAUGGAUUCAAAGUUUGUUGUAUUGAACAAGAUGAGCAGCUUACUAAGGCCGCAAAAGUUAAAGAUGAACAGCUGUCGUCCAGUUUAAAGAAGCAAUUCAACGUUGAACUAUCGAACCAUCCAAUUCAUCUGAGCAGAAAGGUAGACCUGGAAAAAAUCGAACCGGAACAGUUCUUGCAAAUGAUACGGGAUUCGUUUAAUGUAGAGAAGGAAUCUCCCUUUCGCUUUGGUUUGAUUGGACUUCACCCAUGUGGCGACUUAGCUGUCUUUCUCAUCAAAUUGUUCCUAUCCUGCCCGGAAGCAAAAUUCAUAAAACUAGUCUGCUGCUGCUACAUGAAACUUUCAACUCAGGACCAGAAAAGUCAGAACUAUGGCUUUCCUUUAAGCGAAUUCAGCAAGUCUCGUUGCUUACGUCUAAACUACGAAGCGCUGGAAAUCGCCUGUCAUGCAAUUGAGCAAUACUGCAACAAACUUGACGGGCAUUACGAUGAACUAAAAGUGCAUGCCUACCGGGCAGCGAUUGAAAAAAUCAUUGUCAAAUUGCACCCGACGCUAAAGCAUUCUGGGCUGAAAAGCACCAAAGUUACCGAUAUGAGCUUCCAACUGUACUGUGAUAAAGCAACCAGUGGACUGGGAAUCGAACUACCUCAAGCGGAAGUGGGAUCCAAGGACGUUCAGUCGGAUCUGAACCACUGGGAACGGGUCGUAAAAUUUUACACAUUACGGCUUAUGUUUGCACCGUUGAUCGAGUCGGUUGUACUGUACGAUCGAUUGCUUUUCAUGCUGGAGCAAGGUAUUUCCAGCAAGAUUGAAGUAAUUUUUGAUCCCAUUUGUUCGCCUAGGAAUCAUGCAUUAACCGGAUGCAAAUAGCUACAAUACUGCCAACAUAACUUUAAUUUGGUUUGUUAUGGUUUCCAAACAAUCAGGUACAGCAUUGUAUAGGAAGGCCGGGUGUGGUAGAACCAAUAAUUCGACGUUUAUUUUUCAACCACUGUAUGAGGUUGAAUUGUUGGAAAGCACAUAAUCUAAAUCCGUCGUAAACAAAUUCACGUAUCUACGUGUAUUUGAUGGAACAGCCGCCAAAGUGGAUCUGGCCUAAUUGUUUUACAAAAUCUAGACAUACUAAUAAGCUGCAACAACGAUUCUGCCUGCAAAUGUAAAUAAAAAUCAUUAGCAUUGUAUGCCUAUUUAAAAUCAGGUUCCGGAACCAAA